Messenger RNA from Mauremys mutica (yellowpond turtle), 3819 nucleotides. RefSeq lists its product as uncharacterized. Lineage: Eukaryota; Metazoa; Chordata; Testudines; Geoemydidae. The record is from RefSeq and is a predicted model, not a curated record. Gene Ontology annotation, biological process: DNA integration. Gene Ontology annotation, molecular function: nucleic acid binding; zinc ion binding. The transcript is spliced from 2 exons. The annotation marks the transcript as partial.
AUGGGCCCAGAUGAUGACCCGGAGGCCUUCUUGGUCACUUUUGAGCGGGUGGCCCUCGUGGCGGGAUGGGCAAGAGACCAGUGGGCCACCUUGCUCGCCCCCUAUUUGACUGGGCCGGCCCAAGCAGCCUACCGGGGGCUGGUGACCGAAGAAGCCCGCGACUACGACCGCGUGAAGGCCGCAGUCCUAGACGCUUUGGACAUUAGCCCGGAGACGUUUCGGCAGCGAUUCAGGCGCCAUACCUACCCGGCGGGAGCCCGUCCCCGGAUGGUGGCCCAGACCCUGAAGGAAGCCUGCCGUCGGUGGCUGCAGCCAGACUUUAUUCACACCAUACCGGCCAAAGGUAGGGCCUGGGUACUCCGCCACCGACCGACGACCUUAGCAGAGGCCGUCGCGCUCCUGGAAGGCUUCCUGGCUGCUGAAGCCUCGAUAGGGCCCGCCUUCCGGCCACCUACCUCGGGGCCCGAACGACCCCGAGACGAGAAGAGGGCGUCGAACGUGCCCCACCCACGAGGCCCGGACCCCGGGCCGGGACCCCGACAGGGAACCGCGACUCCACGCUGGGAAGCAACCCCCCAGCGGACUACCCCGGCCUUCACCCAGGGAGCGCCUAAGGUCCGGCGGAGCCCCCCCCGAAGUGCCAGAACAAGCCUUCCCCGGAGUGGACGCCCUGAGCUCGGUCCCUGCUUUAGAUGUGGGAAAGCCGGACAUGUACAACGAGACUGUCCCGAGAUGGACUGCAGUUUCGGGCAGGUUUACGUAGGGGCCGGCCGGGCCCGCCGGGCGGGGCCCCCCCAGCUGAUAAUCCCGGUAAUGGUUGAGAACCAGACCACACAGGCCCUGAUCGAUUCAGGGUGCGGCCAGACCUUGGUCCGCCAAUCUCUGGGACCACCGGCCGACCCCCGUCUGACGCCGAUACAGUUACAAUGCAUCCACGGAGAUGUCCGACCUUACCCGAGUGCCUGGGCCCAGCUAACGGUGGGAGGCACUACCCGGAGGCUAGUCGUCGGCCUGGCGCCCGGACUGGCCUAUCCUGUGAUUCUGGGGCGAGACUGGCCCUUAUUCGAAGAGGUCCUCCGGGCAACGCCGGGCUUGGCCGCUGAACCCCGGGAACCCCCGCCAGCGGCGGGGCAGGCCGGUGCGGAGAGUGAGGGAGAGGACCAAGGAGGUCAGAGGCCGCUGGAACAAACUCCCUCAGCACCUCGCUUCGAUACGGACUUUUGCCGCGACCAGCGAUCAGACCCGACGCUUAGCCGGGCCUAUCAACAACUUGCGGCCGUCGACGGCUCCGUGGUAGAUUCUCAUCGGGCCACGCAGUGGCCUCAUUUCGAGCUCCGGCGAGAUAGGCUCUACCGCAUCGAUCGAGACCCACGCACCCGUGAACCCUUGACGCAAUUGUUGGUACCCCGCUGUCACCGCAGGGCCGUGAUGCAGUUGGCCCACGAUGUGCCCGCCGCCGGGCAUCUGGGGCAAGAGAAGACCCUCGCCCGAAUCCUGACGCGGUUCUUUUGGCCUGGUAUUCAUCAAGAGGUGAAGCAAUAUUGUACCUCCUGUCCUGAGUGUCAGCUGGCCGCACCGCCUCGGGUAUCCAAGGCCCCCUUGGUCCCCAUGCCAGUCAUCGAGACCCCCUUUGAGCGGGUCGCCAUGGACCUGAUAGGUCCGCUUCCCCGAAGCGCGGCCGGCUUCCAGUAUGUCCUCGUCCUUGUGGACUACGCCUCCCGCUUCCCCGAGGCCGUCCCCCUGCGGAGCAUCACCGCCCGGACCAUUGCGGGGGAACUGAUGAAGAUAUUUUCCCGAGUAGGGUUGCCUAGGGAGAUCCUAACAGACCAGGGCACUAACUUCACGUCCCGGCUGCUCCAACAGGUCUGCAAGCUCCUGGGGGUGAAACAGCUGCGUACGUCAGUGUACCACCCACAGACCGACGGGCUGGUAGAGCGGUUCAACCGCACCCUUAAGGACAUGCUAAAAAAAUUUCCCCCUGAGGAAUUGCGGCACUGGGACCAGUUCCUACCACCCCUGCUUCUGGCCAUCCGGGAGGUUCCGCAAGCCUCAACUAAGUUCUCCCCCUUUGAACUGUUGUACGGGCGGAGGCCCCGCGGACUUUUAGAUUUGAUGCGGGAGACCUGGGAGGAGUCGGCCUCCCCAACCCAGGGCCUCCUCCAGUACGUCCACCAAUUACGGGAAUACCUGACCCAGGCCGGGACAGUAGCCCGGGAGAAUUUGCGGGCCGCCCAGGCGAAGCAGGAGCGGAACUAUAACCAGGAGGUCAGGGCCCGGACGUUCGCUCCUGGGGACCGGGUCCUACUGCUCCUUCCCUCCAGCGAGUCGAAGCUGUUGGCCCGUUGGCAGGGGCCCUAUGAGGUGGUGCGGCAAGUGGGACCCGUGACAUACGAAAUCCGCCAACCCGACCGACGGAAGAAGCUCCAGAUCUACCACGUUAAUCUGCUAAAGCCAUGGUGUGACCGAGAGGGCCUACUGAUCGACCCUUGCCCGCCCGAGCCCGAGCUGGGUCCGGACACGGCUGAGACGAAGGGCGUGGAGGAACCCCCGAUAGGCCCCUCGCUCACGGCAGAGCAGCGUAAGCAGGCUACAUGUCUCCUGCAGGCUUUCCAAAAAACCUUCACGGCCGCCCCAGGUUAUACAACCCGGGCCUGUCACACAAUUCUGACCGAGCCAGGGAAAACGAUCAGAGAAACCACCCGGCCUUUGCCGUACCGGAUGCGACAGGAGGUAGAAGAAGAAGUCCGAACCAUGUUAGCCUUGGGGGUCAUCGAGCCCUCCUGCAGUGAAUGGCGCAGCCCGGUGGUGCUGGUCCCCAAACCGGACGGUACGCGUCGAUUCUGUAUAGACUUCCGUCGGGUAAACGCCAUCUCGCGGUUUGACGCCUAUCCGAUGCCCAGGGUGGAUGAGCUCCUGGGCCGCCUGGGGGAAGCCCAAUUUAUCACCACCCUGGACCUGAGCAAAGGGUAUUGGCAGAUCCCCCUCGACGAAGCGUCCAAAGAAAAAACGGCCUUUGCUACCCCCUCAGGCCUUUAUCAAUUUAAUCGGAUGCCGUUCGGCCUCCAUGGGGCCCCUGCGACCUUCCAGCGGUUGAUGGACCACCUCUUGCGGCCUCACCAGGAGUAUGCGGCCGCCUACUUGGAUGAUGUGGUAAUCUACAGCCGCCACUGGGAAGAUCACCUCAACCGGGUCGCCGCGGUCCUACGAACCUUGCGGGAGGCGGGGUUGACCGCCAACCCUAAGAAAUGUAGGAUCGCAUGGCAGGAGACCACCUAUCUGGGCUACACGGUGGGAGGAGGACGAAUCAGACCCCUGGUAGGCAAGGUACAGGCCCUUGCGGACUGUCCCACGCCCACGACGAAGCGUCAAGUGCGGCAGUUCCUGGGGCUCGCCGGGUAUUACCGGCGGUUUAUUCCGCAGUUUGCCUCAAUUGCCGCACCCCUAACUGAGCUCCUCAAGAAAAAUAGUCCCCGACAGGUGCGCUGGACGGCCGAGUGCGAGGUGGCCUUCCAGACCCUGAAGGACCGCCUUUGCCAGGAACCAGUCCUGUACAGCCCGGACUUCGACAAGCCGUUUAUUCUACAGACAGACGCGUCUAAGACCGGCGUCGGGGCGGUCCUGUCGCAGGAUAUGGAGGGGGGGGAUCAUCCCGUGAUAUACCUCAGCCGGAAGCUAUUCCCCCGCGAGCGCAACUAUUCCGUGAUCGAGAAAGAAGCCCUAGCGGUGAAGUGGGCCUGUGACGCCCUCCGAUUCUUCCUCCUGGGUGCCCCCUUCACCCUCGUCACGGACCAUGCACCCCUCCAAUGGUUGAUGAGGAUG